This is a messenger RNA of Gadus morhua (Atlantic cod), 1501 nucleotides long. RefSeq names its product ADP-ribosyl cyclase/cyclic ADP-ribose hydrolase 1. Gene Ontology annotation, cellular component: plasma membrane. The transcript has 8 exons. Bases 238 to 1035 code for a protein of 265 amino acids. Lineage: Eukaryota; Metazoa; Chordata; Actinopteri; Gadiformes; Gadidae. Gene Ontology annotation, biological process: positive regulation of B cell proliferation. The record is from RefSeq and is a predicted model, not a curated record. Gene Ontology annotation, molecular function: phosphorus-oxygen lyase activity; NAD+ nucleosidase activity, cyclic ADP-ribose generating.
AGUAGUGAGUGUAGGGACAAUGACCUGCGUUAACCUGAAGACAGGGAGUGCGGCCGUGUAUACACUUGUUUCUGCUCUAUUCCAGAGAGUUCACCCGUAUAAAUAGACUCCGAGGAGCAACAAGCGAGAGAGGAGCAGAAAGUAACAGGUGGAGGAAGAAGUUCAGGGCAGAGUGCGUCAACCUGAAGGGCUGGAUCGACCCAGAUAGCUGAAGGGUUGAGUUCAGAAGCCGGCUUGAUGGUUAAGCGUUGUGUGCUGGUGGUGGGCGGCUGCACCAUAGCCGUCCUGGUGGUGGUCCUGGUGGUGUUCCUGGUGGUGGUGCUGUGCAAAAAAAAUAACUUCAAGGACACGUUCAUUCAGGACUGCGAGAGGAAGACUGCAGAGGGACACAGCACCUACUGUGUGAAGGUCUGGAGUGCCUUUGAGCAAGCGUACGUGGACCAUGACCCCUGUCAGGUCCCACCGCAGGCCUACGAUCACCUGCUGUCCAUCGCGCCUCCUCUGCCCAAGUACAACUGGACGUUGUUUUGGAGCGGGACCAGGGAGGUGGCCCACCAGAUGUCAGGGGGCUGCUACCAGACCCUGGAGGACACCAUGCUGGGAUCUGUGCUGGAUGGGAAGACCUGGUGUGGGAAGCAGGGGAGCAACGAAACGUUCGACUCUGGGUGUCCCAACUGGACUCAAUGUGUGAACAACCCGGUCAGAUCCUUCUGGAGCAGAGCGUCUGCUGAGUUUGCAGCGGUUGCCUGCGGAGAUGCUGCCGUCCUGCUCAACGGCUCCAGUGAUACCCCCUUCGACCCUCACUGUACUUUUGGCAGCAUCGAAGUCAAGAAUUUCACACCCGGCCUAAUGAAGAGUCUAACUGUCGUCCUGGUAACCAAGGACAACGUUGGGGCGAACUGUACGGAUGAAUCUUUAAAGAACCUACAGAAGGAACUCAAACCUGGCAUGAAGUAUAUUUGCAAGGAGAAGACAGAGUCUGAGCUCCUCACCUGCAAAAAGAACCAGGACCAAUCCUGUGUCCCCUGCUGGUGAACCGUUCAUCUGCUAGUCCUAUAAGGCUGUGUUCCAAUAGUCCUUCUAGAGCGAUUCCUGCCUAAAUCUCCAGAUGUUGCCCUCGACCACCAUGUACCUGCUGUUCCAAUAGACGUAGUAAGCUAGCAAAAGCAGCCUGAAAUAACAUUGUUGGUUACAAAUGGUUGAAAUUGUCAAAAUAUCAAUAUUUAGCCACAAUUAUUUGUUUCAAUAUGGAGCGAAUCAAACUGAAUGCAAGCUAAUGUUUCAACAUUCGUUUUUUUGGUUCACACGAAUACCGAUUUUUUUGUUUCUUCUAAAUCAUGUUGGAUUUUAUAUGAAAACUUCUUUAUAGGGCUAUCAAACGGGUAUCAAGUUAUUGCUUGUGAACAAAUAAUUGUAUUGUGUAAUGACUGCAUAAAUAAUGCUAACAACUUGAAUGACUUUAGCGGGGGGAAAAAGCCAGUAAAAAGGACGCAAGCCUUUA